This is a messenger RNA of Pelodiscus sinensis (Chinese soft-shelled turtle), 1061 nucleotides long. Its product is annotated as olfactory receptor 1J1-like. Gene Ontology annotation, cellular component: membrane. Gene Ontology annotation, biological process: G protein-coupled receptor signaling pathway. Lineage: Eukaryota; Metazoa; Chordata; Testudines; Trionychidae. Gene Ontology annotation, molecular function: G protein-coupled receptor activity; olfactory receptor activity. The record is from RefSeq and is a predicted model, not a curated record.
AUGGCCGAGGCCAACUGGACGUCCGUCUCCGAGUUCGUGCUCCUGGGCCUGUCCGAACGCCAGGACCUGCAGCCGCUGAUCUUCGCGGGGUUGCUGGCCACCUAUCUGGUGAACCUAAUCGGCAACUCCGUGCUGCUGCUGGCGGUAUGGGCUGACCCCCAGCUCCACAGCCCCAUGUAUUUCCUCCUCAGCCAGCUGGCCGUGGUGGACGUGAGCUUUGCCUCCAUCACCCAGCCCCAGGCCCUGGUGCAUGCCCUGACCCAUCAUCGGACUGUCCCCUUCACCAGCUGCAUGGCCCAGCUCUUCCUCUUCCUGGCCAUGUGCAACAUGGAGGGCUACCUGCUGGCUGCCAUGGCCUACGACCGCUACGUGGCCGUCUGCGACCCACUGCGCUACUCUGCCGUUGUGACGCGGUCCCUGUGCCUCAAGAUGACGGCUGCUUCAUUGGCCGUGGUGAUCCCGCACUCCCUUCUGCACACUCUCAUGGCCACUCAGCUGAGAUUCUGCAGCAACCGCCCGCAGCAUUUCUUCUGCAACCUGCAAAUCCUGCUGCGCCUCUCCUGUACCUGGCCCUAUGUCCACGAGCUGGUGCUCGGCACCGAGGGCGUCUUCGUGGUGCUGGCCCCUUUCGCCUUCAUCCUGACCUCCUACAUCCGCAUCGGGAUGGCCGUGGCCCGCCUGCGCUCUGCCCAAGCCCUGCGCAAGGCCCUCUCCACCUGCAGCUCCCACCUGGCCGUGGUGACACUCUUCUACAGCACCGUGGUCUUGCCCUAUGUAAACCGAGACUCCAGAAACGCCCCGGAGCGUGACCGGGUGGCGGCCAUCUUCUACACAGCUGUGGCACCCGCCCUGAACCCCCUCAUCUACAGCCUGAGGAACAAGGACGUGGCCGCGGCCCUGAGGAGGGUGAGGAGGAAGUUCCUGGCUCAGGGCAAAUGAGACCAGCCCACGGCUCCAUCGCAGCACUGGGCAUGGACUUUCCACCCAAGAUGUGUCUGGGAAACCUUCCCUCUAAGGUCCUCCAGGACACCUGUGAUCCUUUCUCCUCAGACAUGAGACUC